Messenger RNA from Podarcis muralis (Common wall lizard), 2939 nucleotides. NCBI's taxonomy places the organism in Eukaryota, Metazoa, Chordata, Lepidosauria, Squamata, Lacertidae. The record is from RefSeq and is a predicted model, not a curated record.
UGUUUAACUGCCUUCCCAUUCAUCAUUUGCUCACCCCACACUUCUCAGUGCAUUACACUGUCAGUUCCCUAACCGCAGAAGAUCCAUUUUUAUUAAUUUUUAAGCGGGGUUUCUUGCACCAGGACAACAGUGUACCUAAAUUUACGCAGGAACCCCUCCUGUGACACACAGAGAGUCUGGAGGCACUUAAAUACAGGCACGGCCAUCAACAGAGGAAAUGGGAGCCAGCAAGUUGGUUAUAAGAAGCAGGAAGAGGAAGAUCGUGUGAUUAUUUCCGCUAGGCCUACUUUUUGGCUCAGUAACAUCAUACAGGGAACAAGGGAUGGAGCGGUGAUUCCAGAAGGAACAGGAAGCGGGAAGCUUCCCCUUCCUAUUUCUCCAGGAGUGUGUCAAGGCAGGCUACAAUCUCCCUCAGCGCUGGCAGGACCUUAGGCCGUUUAAAGAGCUGCCAGGGAAAGAUUAGCCUACCUAUGAUGCAGGACGAAGCUAUCAAUGGCACUUCAGUGUCUGAGUUUGAGCUUGAUGGGUUCCUCAACUUGGGCGACUACGGCAUACUUCUCUUUGCCAUCUUCUUAGUGAUCUACCUGCUCAUCCUCAGUGCCAAUGCUCUCAUCUUCAGCCUCAUCUCUGCCACUCCUCGUCUUCACAUCCCCAUGUAUUUCUUCAUUGCUGUGUUGGCCACCUUGGAGGUGUUCUAUACUACCAUUACCAUGCCCAGGGUGUUGGUGGACCUUCUGAGGAGCAAGAAGUCCAUUUCCUUCAGGAGCUGCCUUCUGCAAAUCUAUUUCUUCCACAGUGUGGGUAUCUCAGAGGCCUGCUUGCUCGCAGUGAUGGCUUACGACCGGUACUUAGCCAUCUGUGCCCCGUUAAACUAUAUGACCAAGAUGACACCCCAACUUUGCAUUCAGCUUGUGCUGGGAUGCUGUGCGUGUGGUUUUGCAUGUCCUUUGCCGGAGAUUGUUCUGACUUCCAAGUUGCCCUUCUGUGGGCCUAGUCAUAUAGAUCAUAUAUUCUGUGACUUCCCCCAGGUGAUCAGUCUUGCUUGCACAGACAUAUCGACCAGCAUCAUGUUGGAUUUUGCCCUCCACACCAUCGCCAUCCUGGCCCUCAUCUUUCUCAUCCUCCUCUCAUACAUGAAGAUACUGAAAGUCAUUGUUAAGAUCAAUAGCUCGGAGGGGCGCCAGAAGGCUUUUUCCACCUGUGCCUCCCACCUCAUUGUGGUCCUUACUUUCUUUGGAACUACUGGCUUCAUGUACAUGCACUUGACAUGGAUGGGAUCAGGACGUUAUGACAAGAUCGUUGCAGUCAUCUACGCCUUUUUUAUCCCUCUCUUCAACCCCAUCAUCUAUUCUCUGAGAAACAAAGAAAUUAGAGAUGUGAUCAGAAAGACUGUUGGGUUCCCAUGUGCCAGCAACAUAUGAGGUGGUUUCUGAACUUCUUGGGACAUCAGGAAGUCAUUCCACGAUCAAAAGUCCUGCUCACCCAGUGAUUGAUUAUGAUUUUUGAAAAGAAAAGAAAAAAGAUGAACGUCUAACAAAAUAUAUUUCCACAGUUUCACUUGUAAAGAAAAGGGAGAUCGAUUCAAAUAAGAAGAAACAGAAUUCAAACUUUCUUAUCUCCCUUUGGAAUUUUGCAUUUAAUUUGUAUGUAAUAUCUAGAUUUACAUAUGCGUACAUUUGCGAUCAUCAACAUGUAAUGUUGCACCUCAGCAUGCAUGACCCACAAUUGUGAUGCUCUUAAUACUCCAUUGUACCAAUUUAAAUGUAGCACCAUUCCUACAAAGAAAAAUGGCAUUCUAUGACAGUGUAUGCAUUAGUAACUUAAACUGCAGUCUGGUUGUGGGGGGUUGCACAUAAGGGAAGCAUUAAUACGCUAUUAGUCAGAAGACAGUGUGCUGUUAGUACACUACACAUAGUUUGUAUACAAAGCAGAAACAAAUCUGACACUAAAGAAUUUGUGCUGAUGUGAACACCUGGAGGGGAGGGAGUUGUGAAAUGGGACUUCACUGCACUCUAAAGUGGUAAUUUGUGCACACCCUAAAUCUAGAAACUGACCUAGUGACUGCAACAUCAAGCCUAUAUUUUACUUCUUUGUUUCUCCUCACUCCUCACUCCAUGACUUGCUUUGUAUGAUAUCUUGCUUGAUGAAGAGUUCUGCAUCACUCCAAAGCCUGCAACUCUUUAGUGGCAUGUUGCUUGGUCCUAAUAAAGGUAUUGCCCGAUUGAGGACGUUAAAGGAAAAGGUGCUGUUUUGUUUUUAAAUCCUAUGCACUCAAGAGCAUAUGCAUAUAUAUGCAUGCUCACACCCUAGAGUUUGCAGAUAAGAAAUAAACACUAGAUCAGUGGCUCCCAAACCAUUUUGGUCCACAGCCCCCUUGGUUCCAUAAAAUCAUCCCCAGUGCCUUCUAAUCUAUAAAAAGCAUUAUUCAGAAUAGCAGUCUGCACCACCCACUAAGAAAGAUAAUAACACAAUAAAAUUCAAAACGGUAACAAUUAAUUUCAGUGGUAAAGAUGAAUGUAUUGCCAAAGAUGUUGUUCUUAUUUCAAGCCAUACCAAUUAUUGAUAAUGUUAAGUGUUUUAAAGAAUGGCAGAAAGCAUUGUCUCAAUUUAUCUGGCAGGGGGGAAAACCCAGAAUUAAAUAUGUUACUAACAGAUACUAAAGAAAGAGGGGGAUUCUCCCUGCCAGACCUGAAGAUAUAUUUUGAAGCUGAAGCUUUCUGCUGGAUAAAGGAAUGGAUUCAAUUAGACAAUGUUAAUAUGCUGGAUCUGGAGGGAUUUGACAAUGUAUUUGGUUUGCAUGCAUGUCUAUGGUACGGCAAGAUAAAGGCCCACAAAGGUUUUAAAAAUCAUGUAAUUAGAAAAUCUCUAUAUAAUGUUUGGAUAAGAUAUAAAGAUCUCUUAGGAAGGAAAACACCCAGGUGGCUUUCACCAAUGGAAGC